AUGGAAGAUUAUGAUGAUGAUGUUCAAAUUAUCAAAGAAAUUAAUAAUGAAAAAGAACAGAUUACAAUACUUAAUCAUGAAAUGAGGAUAAUGUGUGAUAAUAUUUCAACAGAUGUUAUGAUAAUUAUGAGUAAUGGUCUCGGUGUUGAAAGAAUAUUUCUUAAUGAAUUAUUAGCUCAUACUUCAAUUGAUAAACUUAUAUUAGUUUUAAAUACAUCUGAAAUUGAAUUACAUUAUUUGUUUACAGAAUUUUGUGAUAUGGAACCUGAUGUACCGCCAAGAUGUAUAGUUGGAAGUUCUAAAAGAGAAAAAAUAUAUAAUAAUGGCGGUGUAGUAUUUUUGACAGCUCAGCAAUUGAUAGGUGAUAUUUUAAAUGAAGUAGUUAAUUUUGAUAAAAUUGCUGGUAUCAUGAUCUAUGAUUGUACAAUUGUUGGAAAAAGUGAUAAUUUAGUACAUUCUAUCCAUAGAAUAAAAGCAAAAAAUCACGAUGUCUGGAUAAAAGCUUAUACUGAUAAUGUUAGAGGUAUAAAUUUUCACUCAUCUUUAACAUCAUUACAAGCAUUUUAUGAUUCCUAUAAAUUAAAAAAAGUUGAAUUUGUUUGUAGAUUUAAUGAGGAAGUAAAAAGUAGUCUUGACAAUCCACAAUUAAUGAUAACUUCUUAUGAAUGCAAACUACCAAAAGAAAUUUUAAAAAUUUUUGAUACUCUUGUUGAAAUAAUUAUUAGGGAGUAUAAUGAUUUAUUAGCAAUUGCUUCAUCAAGUUAUGGUUUUGAAAAAAGAGAGGAUGAUGGACCAUUAUUUUGUAUGUAUAAAAAAACAGGUGUUGAAUUUAUGUUAAAAUCAAAAUCUGCAUCUAUAGAAGAUGGCCAUUUAGUAUUGUUAAGAAAUUUAGAUAACAUGAGAGUAGUACUACGUGGAAUUGUAAAUUUAGAUGCAAUUAGUCUUUAUGAACUUAUUCAUCUACUUGAAAGACGUAAUGAGACAUCAAAUCAAUUGCGAUUUGAAGAUCGAGUGUGGGAAAAAAGACCAGAUUUUAGAAGUAUUAAAGAAUCUAUAUAUAAGCUCGCAACAAAAUUAGAUUCUUUUGGUAGACCUACCUGUUACACACCCGUUAAAUGGACUAUUAUUGAAGACAUAGUAUCACAAGUUAAAGAAACAAUCAAAUCAAGGCCUGGUCAUGUUUUAGUUUUGGGUAGUAGUGAUGAUGUAUGUAUUAUACUACGACAGUUGUUAAAAAGUGGUAGGCAAAUGCUUCUUAAACAUCUUGUCUCUUCAGCAAGAGAUUUAUUUGACAAAGGAAAUGUUGAUUUAAUUGAAAAUAUAGAGGAUGACUCAUUGUGGGAUAUUGACAAAAUUAAAUAUUUUUGCACUGAUUAUUUUUAUAAUGAAGAAAAAAAUGAAAUAUGGUAUAUUGAUUCUUUAAAAGCAAUUAAAAGAAAACCUUCAAAACAUCCUUCAAAUGCUCCCGUUAAAAAAAAGAUUAGAACAGAAGGGGGUAAUGAUAAAGAAAGUCAAGAGCAAUUUGAACCAUAUUUACUUGUUGCAUCUUCUAAUGAUAAAUUCACAGUUUUGAGACUUCUUAAGAAAUACCAACCACGUUUUGUAAUUUCUUAUUCUCCAGAUCUUUCAAUAACAAGAAUGUUAGAAGUACAAAAUGCAUUAAUGGCUAAAGAAAAUAAAACAAUCGAAUAUUUUUCUAUUGCUAAUAAAGAAUAUGAAUUACAAAAUUAUCAAGCUCUUAUUCACAAUGAAGGAAUGUGUUUUCAGAGACUAAUUAAACAACUUAGUUCUGUUGCUACAUCUCAUGAUGAUGAUUCUUUUGUUUUUCAUGAUGUAGAAUUAAGAGUUGCCCGUUUGAAAUGUAUUUACGCAAAUAUUGAUUUAGAUGAGGAGCAACAAACACCAAUGGUAAUUGUUGACAGUCGAGAAUUCGCCAGUGAAUUACCUUUUGAAUUGGGUAAACUUGGAAUGAAACUUGUACCACAAACAUUAGAAGUUGGAGAUUAUAUUCUUUCUCCAGAUACAUGUCUUGAGAGAAAAGCUAUUGAUGAUUUGACUAUAAGUUUAUCUCAAGGAAGAAUUUUUAAACAAUGCGAAGAAAUGUUUCGGUAUUAUAAAAAUGUUAUUCUUCUUAUUGAAAGUGGAGAAAAAUUUGAAGCUAACAGGAGAGGUGCUGAUCCUUUCAAAGGUGAUUUGUCUAAAUUUUCUAGAGAUGUCAAGUUGAAGUUUUGUGUUCUACUAAGGUCUUAUCCUAAAUUAACUGUUCUUUGGUUUAUGAGUCCAAAGAAAUCAGCUAAAUAUUUAAUGGAACUUAAGAUGGUUAAUAAACAUGAUGAUUAUAUGGUACAUGACACAGAUGGUCAAUCUGCUUGUUUUGUGAAACCUGAAAUGCAAAGGGUUUUUUCAAAAAUAUCAUUUUUAAGUUACAAAGAAGCCAAUAGUAUAAUGAAUAAUCGGGAAAUUUCUGAUUUUAAUGCAUUAGCUGCUUUAUCGGAAGAAAGUUUAGCCAAAACUUUAAGUGACAAUGUGGCUUCAGCAAAAAAACUAUACGCUUUAUUCAAUACAGACUUUAGACUUAUUGAAGGUGUCUUUGAUCCUUAA
Molecule: messenger RNA, 2601 nt
Organism: Strongyloides ratti
Lineage: Eukaryota; Metazoa; Nematoda; Chromadorea; Rhabditida; Strongyloididae
Product: DNA repair endonuclease XPF
Exons: 4
Coding region: 1-2601 (866 amino acids)
Biological process (GO): nucleotide-excision repair involved in interstrand cross-link repair; double-strand break repair via homologous recombination; resolution of meiotic recombination intermediates
Cellular component (GO): nucleotide-excision repair factor 1 complex
Molecular function (GO): damaged DNA binding; single-stranded DNA binding; single-stranded DNA endonuclease activity
Source: RefSeq, a predicted model, not a curated record